Molecule: messenger RNA, 264 nt
Organism: Miscanthus lutarioriparius
Lineage: Eukaryota; Viridiplantae; Streptophyta; Magnoliopsida; Poales; Poaceae
Source: the annotation of a GenBank genome assembly
AUGGCGCAAGUGGCAACUGAGGUCACACGCUGCGACUGCGCACCACCACCACUGGACCAUGGCCGACAAGUAGCUCGCCUUCCGCACUGCCGCCUGCGCCUCGCCAGGAUGAACUCGCUCGAGUGGGCCUACGCGCUCGUCGGCUCCUUCAGCUCCAUGGUCUGCGGCUCCUUCAGCGCCAUCUUCACCUACAUCCUCAACGCCGUGCUCAGCGUCUACUACGCGCCGGACCCUCGCUACAUGAAAGAUUGGACCGUGAACUGA